AUGGAUCACCUGCCCAUCCCAGUUGACAGGCAAAGACCGUCUCGUCGAGUGGUGGGCUUUGCUUACUUCGACAUCCCAUUCCUUGGUGAAGUCGGUGAGGCUGGCGAUGACUUCUACACCUACGCUGUUGCUCACAAGAUCGUGAAUAACGAUAGUGAUCAUUCCCUAAACUUGGAUGAGCUGGAGGAGCUGGAUGAUGUUAACCUGUAUUUCGCAAGAGUACAAGCAUGGCUUUACUUUGGCCUCAUUUGCGACACAUUCGGUUCGUCGGUUAAUCUCGAAGACUUCAUCGUUGUCAAUGCUUCAACGGAAGAGCGGGUCAUCAACUCCGCUGAAUUGAAAGGCCUUAUGGCGGAGUGGCGCAGCCGUGUUUCUAAACUGUCCAAACGAGCCAGGACCGCGGACGUUGAACGCAUCAAACAGUCAACGACAGCAGGCUGGCGAUUCUGCGAUCGUGCCGAUCAUUACGGGGUGUCUCUCACUGAGCAACAUAUGCUGGUCCUUUCCUCUAUUCGCAUUCUCAUAUCCUCCAUCUGGGGUAUGCUGUGGGCUAGUGACGUGGGUGCUGGAAACCUGAAUGAGGAUUGUCGAUUGUCGAUUGAUGUCAUUAAAUGGCCACGACUACCGGCAUCCUAUCGCCCUCUGGCCGUGCUCAUGGCUGAGUAUGGCUGGUGUCCCCACGAAAUUUUGAGACUCCUCGGCACCUAUCAUCUUACCACAGUCUGGACAAUGACAUGCCUGCUUCGAAGAACUCCAGCUCAACUUGAUCAUGAGCGUUGCGCCGGUGCCAUCAAGUGCAUUGCACGCGACGUGGACCCACUCGAGCAUCAGGGUAAACAUGCGACCAACGACUGCAAUUGUGAAGCUGUAGGACCAGACAUCGAGCAAGUGAAAACGAUUCUGAGAGGAGGCGGCACGCCCUUGAUAAGAUGUAAAAUCUCAAAAGACGGCCGGCCGAGUUUCAGAGUGAUCAGGGCCAAAGGCGUUAAACGGCACAUUGCGUUCAGUCACGUCUGGGCUGAUGGUAUCGUCAUCCCACAGCAGAACAAGAUCUUUAGAUGUCAAUUCCUCAAGCUGGCGUCCUACCUCGAGAAGGCCCGUGUGGAAGUACAAGCGGAGCGGCUGUUUGGUUUCCUCUCAAUUGCGCCGUUCUUGGCCCGUCAUGUCUUCAAAGGGCCCAAGUCAUUCGACAUCUGGUUGGACAUCUUCUGCAUUCCAUCGAUUCUCCACGCAGACUCGCAAGAACUCAGGAAACAGGCAAUAGCCCGCAUCUACUCCGUCUUCGCAGGAGCGGAAGCUGUUCUGAUCGUCGACAAAUCCUUGACAGACGUAACCGAUGGUGACAUGCCAACCACCGAAGUCAUGGCAAGGGUUGCAUCUUCGGGCUGGAUGACACGUUGUUGGACCUUCAGCGAGAUGUCGCUUGCUCACACAUCCGUUGCACUGUUCUGUGUAGGCGACAGGAUCAUUCCAUAUGAGGACUUCAAAGAGUACAAUAAGGCCUUCAAGCGGCUUGAUGUACCUUCUCAAAGCUUGUUCCGCAAUCUGCGGGACUCUGCGUUCAUCACAUUCAACAUUGCCUGGAUUGCGUCACAGGCGGUGGUGUCAGAAUACGUCGCUUUCGCCCUGGUUUGGAACUCAUUGUCAGCCCGGUCCACAUCAUGGCCUGAGGACGUCUGGGGAAUCAUGGCCACGCUGCUGGGCUACAGUGGGAAGGAGAUCAUGACUCUCCAGGCACGCGAUCGACUCCCAGCCAUGAUGAAGGAGCUGCCUAGCAUUCCGGCGUCCUUCUUCUUCCGCGACCUACCGCGAUCGGCUUCGGGUCCGGCGCAAAUGAGGUGGAUUCCCACCAGAGUCCAAGGCAUUCUCCGAGACGCUGAUGGGACCUUUGCCUUCAUAGACGGCGGAAUCCUGUUUCCUAGGACCUUGAACCUCAAGUUUCUCAUGUCGGUGACUACGACUGUGCCUCCAUCGUUUUCAUUCGAGUUUCACCACGAAGACCUCUCGGCCAGACCUGAUCUACUGCGGGUCAUGUUCCAGAUCAGUCUUCAUGAUCACGAAGCAGUACUUCAACACGCCGGCAGCGAUGCACAAGUCUGCAUCUUGCUCCCCAGGAAUGAAUCUCAAUCCGGCGACAGUGAAACAGCAUACAUUAGCGGGAUUGGCUGCGCUCUUCUUGUCACUACCAUUCGCGCAGACUCGACCGUCGAGGCCGAGUUUCUGUCCUCCUUAUCUUACAGAUUCGGCACCGAAAAACAAGGCCAUCACUUACAAGCCAGCCUCGCGGGUCCGAACGUCAUCCUCCGAUGCGACCGCCAACAAUGGUACCAACCCAAAUUGAGGAGAAAGAAACACACUCUGGCACCAUCGACCUUUUCGAGAAUCUUGUACUUUGGCGUGCCUGCUGUGCUCGUCUUCAUCAUGGCAACCACCAUGGUCCCACUUUGGAUCUGGUACAGUGUGACGCAUCAACCGCUCAGGGUCCAAGCAAUCCUGGUUCUCGCGACGUGUGGGUUCGCGCUCUUCAUCGUCGCCGUCAUGAUGGUGGUCAUUUUCCAUGAGAAUUUUCUGUUUCGAAACUGGGUUGAUAGCUUUGACGAGGGGCACCCGAAGAGAUGGUGGAAGAAAAUCAUGCCACUCUGGUAA
Molecule: messenger RNA, 2646 nt
Organism: Cladophialophora yegresii CBS 114405
Lineage: Eukaryota; Fungi; Ascomycota; Eurotiomycetes; Chaetothyriales; Herpotrichiellaceae
Exons: 2
Coding region: 1-2646 (881 amino acids)
Source: RefSeq, a predicted model, not a curated record